This is a messenger RNA of Miniopterus natalensis, 2848 nucleotides long. It is a transcript of the gene MRM1, whose product is annotated as mitochondrial rRNA methyltransferase 1. The record is from RefSeq and is a predicted model, not a curated record. Lineage: Eukaryota; Metazoa; Chordata; Mammalia; Chiroptera; Miniopteridae. Gene Ontology annotation, biological process: rRNA methylation. Gene Ontology annotation, cellular component: mitochondrion. Gene Ontology annotation, molecular function: rRNA (guanine) methyltransferase activity; RNA binding.
AGCUGCUGCGCGCGGCCGAGGCGCGGGGCGUUCCGGUGCUGCGGCCCCGACGGCGGAAGCUGGACGCCCUGUGCCGCCACCAGGUCCACCAGGGCGUCUGCAUGGAGGUGAGCCCGCUGCGGCCCCGGCCCUGGACAGAGGCUGGCGAGGCCAGGCCAGGAGAUGACCCCNCCCAGCAGUUGUGGCUCGUCCUCGAGGGGCUCCAGGACCCCCGGAACCUUGGGGCCGUGCUGCGCUCGGCUCACUUCCUCGGCGUGGACAAGGUCAUCACCAGCCGCAGAAACAGCUGCCCGCUCACUCCGGUUGUCAGCAAGGCCAGCGCGGGGGCGAUGGAGGUGAUGGAUGUGUUCUGCACUGAUGACCUGGACGGUUUUUUAAAGGCCAAAGCCCGGCAGGGCUGGCUCGUGGCUGGCACCGUGGGCUGCUCUGGGCCUGAGAUUUCCCGGUCCUCUGAGAUCCCCAUCACUAGUUGCUUGGAGUUCCUCUGGGACCAGCCUACUCUCCUAGUGCUGGGGAACGAGGGCUCCGGCCUGUCCCCGAAGGUGCAGGCCUCCUGCCAGCUCCUCCUCACCAUCCUGCCCGGCCGGCAGCUGCCUCCUGGACUGGAGUCCUUGAAUGUCUCCGUGGCUGCAGGAAUUUUUCUUCACUCCAUUUGCAGCCAGAGGAAGGGUUUCCCUGAAGAGAGGAAGAGAGCGCAACAUCUCCAAGAUCCCCGAGAACUCUCAGCCAUGGCUCAAGGGCCCAGAUUGCCUCAGCACCCGGGACUGUCCUCAGGAUGAGAAAAAGAGAGGCUAGACGGGGCUGACUUGUACUGUUCGAGAUGUGUGUGCUGGAUGGCAGGGGAUAGGUUGCCCAUAUAUCCACACGUUCCAAUAUGCUGGACCCUCCUGCCUGAGUGUGCAGGCUCUGCCUAUUAGUCACUGUCUUGGGAAGCAGUGAGCUUUGCCAUGGAGACCAGAGGAAGUCGGCCUCCUGUUUUGAGUUUGGACUUAUAGUUGGAGAUGGUAGCCUGUUAAUUUCUAGGAUGUGCUAGUUCAGAGAUUCUGUCCGUUUCCUCCCAGGUCCUGCCUCCAUCCUCAAGGCCAGGUCCGGAUGAAGCCGGGAGGAGGGACAUCAAGGGGAAGUCUAAACAUCAAAGGGGAAUUGGGUAGCUCUGUCCAGGGAUCCUGUUCCUCUUGAACCAGUGUAAGAAUGUAGAGGGAGGCCCCGGGCUCUUUGUGGGCCAGAAAAGUGCAAAUCCAGGCUCAAACCCUGCCCCACUGCGGGGUGUGGGGAUAUGUGGGGAGCCUUCAGCGCUUGGCUUCAUCUUUAGGUGCCUCAGGGCUGUUUUGGGCUCCUCCCUCUCAGGGUUUUUGUGAGACUCAAAUAAAACCUCACCUGAUCUCCAGCAGGCACUCAACCGGUGGGCUAUUCUGUUGAUUCUUCCACUAGGUGGCAGCCUUGCCCUUUGGUCCACAGUCUCUUCAGGAAGCUCUUGUAGCUACCUGGGGAGAUUGGCUGUGGCCCCCAAGAGGCAAGGGAAAAAUUAUUAAACACUUCCCACCCCACUGGUCCUCCAGUCCCCCUGACUGGUGAGUUAUCAGUGAGUCCACCUACAGGGAAGGAAUCAGUGAAACCUUUGCUUUGGGUGCAUGUCUGAAAGCACACACCAGGCGACCUUUCACCUGUCCCUAACGUUCUUUAGAAAAUGCUGGUUCCAGCCCUGGCUCCAUGGCUUCCUACCUAUGUGGCUUCUCAGUCUCCAUACCUAUAAAAUGGGGAUGGUGCCAUUGACACCUCCUCCAACUGUCUCUUCCCCAGCAGAGAAGUUGUAAAAUAAGAUGAAAGCAUGUCAGGAAGUGUUCUGUAAACUAAAGAACUGCACCCAGGACUAGCACAAAAAAAACCCUGCUGUGAUGGUUCAGUUUAUGCAUCAACUUGACUGGGCCAUGGUGCCCCGAUAUUUGGUCAGAUAUUCUGGGUGUGUCUUUGAGGAUGAUUUGGGGUGAGAUUAACAUUUAAAUUGGUAGACUGAGUGAAGCAGAUUGCCCUCCUCAAUGUGGGUGGGCCUCAUCCAAUCAGUUGAAGGCCUAAAAAGAACAAAAAGCAUGACUCUCCCAUAGAGAAUCCUUCCUGUCUUUUGGAACUGAAACAUGGGUUCUUCUGGGGCCUCUAGCCUAUUGGCCUUCAGGUGGGAAUGACAGCAUUGGCCUCCAGCAUGCAGACUCCUCCUGCAGAUUGUGGAAUGCCAGCCUCCAUAGUAUGUAUAUGUGUGUGUGUCUAUCUCCCAAUGGUUCUGUUUCUCUGGAGAAUCCAGACUAACAGACUUGAUGAAAAUAAACUCGGGUUUCCUGGAGUUCCUUCCAUGUAGGGGCACAGAAUGGAGUUUAGCUCUCUAGGACCAAACCCAGCAUGGAAACUAGAAUUUAGGGUUGGGGGUACUCAGGACCCAGAGCCCCCUCUCCUGCCCACAGACUCAUCUGUGGUGUCUGGAAACCUAUCUGACCUGCUUUGGGCAUGUUACUCAUCAGCUUCCUGGGUCCCUGUGCUCUGGGCCAUCUAGAGGGGUCACUCUCCCGGGCUAACAGCCAGGCACAGGGGCUCCUCCCUGCCUCAUUCCCUGGGCAGCAGGCUGACUGGCUUCUGGGGAGACAGGUUCACUUGAAUCAGAGGGAACUGAGGCUGUAAUUACCUGCCAUGCACACACAGGUAUGUAUGUCUGUAGCUAAUGUCAUGCAAACCAGGCAUCCUUAAGACAAAGAGGAAACACCUGAGGUCCUAAGGCCAAGAAUGAGGUUGAUUCUCCUUGGAGUGGCCUCUGGUGCCUGAUGCAGACAUUGUUCCCCAAGUGUGGUCAAGUUCACAGGAG